AUGGCAAACACGUAUGACGAACUGUAUGUCCCUCUAAGUUAUUAUAUUCUACAUAAUGAAGGGAGCGAAGAGAGAGCGGGAAAGGAGCAUCUUAAUAAAAAAGGGAAGAAGCAAGUAAUUAACAAAUCUUCCCUAAUAAUCGAUAUAAAACCCUACGGGGAGGAUACAAAUUUAGACGACGUGUUAAAACUUGUAAAGGAUAUUGAAAUGGAGGGAUUAACAUGGGGCAAGGCUCAUAAGAAAACUCCAUUUGCUUUUGGUCUCUUUAAGCUACAGGUCACAUGUGUAAUUGUAGACGAUUUAAUUAACACAGAUGAACUGAUUGAAAUGAUAGAAAACGUAGGGUUAAGUGAGGACCAACUUAAAAAGAAAAAAGAAUUACAAGAACGAAUGGAAGAAGAUGAAGACAUAGACGAAGAAAUUGAAGGACUUGUUCAGUCCGCUGAAAUUAUUUCUUUUAAUAAAUUAUAG
This is a messenger RNA of Plasmodium malariae, 471 nucleotides long. RefSeq names its product elongation factor 1 (EF-1), putative. The coding region runs from base 1 to 471 and encodes 156 amino acids. The record is from RefSeq and is a predicted model, not a curated record. Gene Ontology annotation, biological process: translational elongation. Lineage: Eukaryota; Apicomplexa; Aconoidasida; Haemosporida; Plasmodiidae. Gene Ontology annotation, molecular function: translation elongation factor activity; guanyl-nucleotide exchange factor activity. The transcript has 3 exons. Gene Ontology annotation, cellular component: cytosol.